AUGACCCUAGUCUCGAAUGAUCCCAGUUGGUGGCCAGUCAUCAAUGGGAACAUUAUUUUCAGCUAUCUUAUAGUUACCGCCUCUACUGGGUUAAUAUACGAUUGGGCGCUUACAUUUGGACAAGAGGUUGAACUGAUCUGGAGGCAGCGCUGGUCCCUAAUGACCUUUCUCUACCUCAGUGUGCGCUAUGUUGGAAUAGGACGUGUUGUGGGCCUUAUCAUAAACGACGGAUUCACUUGGAUGGGUGACGCUGUAAAUGUAUUACUGGGCGUGAUCAUGAUCGCUCGGUUACAUGCCAUGUAUCAGCGAUCAAGAAAGGUGCUGAUGUUUCUCGUCGUCAUCUUUCUGGCCAUCAGAAUCGCCAACGCAGGAAUGCUCGCAAUAACGAUGAUGCAGAUUUCAGGGGAGGAAUUUGUUCUCUCCGGCACCUAUCAGUGCAUGUUUGACUACGCGGGAGAUUCCGUAUUUCUUACUUUCAUGGCUUGGAUGCUUGACACUGUAUGGGAGGUCCUUGCACUUUGUCUCGCGAUCUGGAUUGCUGUAAAGCACUUCCGUGAACUGCGACAACACUCAACAAGAGGUAUUAUCGGUGACUGUUUCAUGGUGCUAAUGAAGAGUCAUGUGAUUUACUUUGUGAGUUUUUUGGCUAUCUCUUGCUUCCAGAUCGGUUUGUUUUCUCCAACGGUCUUAGCGAUAUUCGAGUUUGUGGGAUUAUUUGUGCUGGGACCACGCCUGAUCCUCGGUGUUCGAGAACAUUACGCUGAGCUCGUGGCCAACUCUGAUAUGGCAACCGCUAUGACUUCAAUUGCUUUUCAGGAGUUUUUGUCGUGGUACUUAUUUAUGACCUCUGAGAAGUACUCGACCACUCAAGUGGUGCCUGUAGACUCAUUCGGCAUCCCCGUUCAUCCUAGCUGUUCCAGGAUUACGCACUGA
Suillus subalutaceus is the source of this 933-nucleotide messenger RNA. RefSeq lists its product as uncharacterized. NCBI's taxonomy places the organism in Eukaryota, Fungi, Basidiomycota, Agaricomycetes, Boletales, Suillaceae. The transcript is spliced from 14 exons. The record is from RefSeq and is a predicted model, not a curated record. The coding region runs from base 1 to 933 and encodes 310 amino acids.